AUGUCGCCAGGCGUAGAAGGUGAAGGCUUUGAUGCCAGGACCUCGAACGGUAUUCUGGAAGAGCAAAUCGAAGAUGUCGUUGUUUCUGGAGCGGGUCCUGCUGGUUUGAUGCUUGCGUCGAACCUGGCUCGCUAUGGCAUCAAGGCAACCAUCGUCGAUGACAGGCCUGACAAGACGUCUACGGGGCGCGCUGAUGGGUUGCAGCCGAAGACCAUCGAGACAUUUCGUCAGUUGAAAUUGGGGGAUGACCUUCUCCGCAAAGGCGUACGCAUCUACGACAUCUGCUUCUGGAAUUCAGAUUCCAAAAAUGCGUUGCGUCGAACUGGUAGGGAGGCUCACUAUCCCGAGGAUCUCGAUGUGAAGAAUCCGUUCAUCUUGCUUGUCCACCAAGGUAUGGUGGAGGAUAUCUUCAUCGAUGACAUGGCGGAACGAGGAGUCUUCGUCCAUCGCAAUCUGCCGUUCAGCACGUACACGACAACGAACGACCCUGAUGCGCCUAUUUCAGUUACCUGCACCGAAGCAAAGUCGGGCAAGGCUCGAACUCUUCGAGCACGGUACCUCGUCGGAAGUGAUGGGGCUCGUUCGAAUGUCCGCAAAGCUAUGCCUAACACUUCCAUGGAAGGCGAGGCUAGCAGAGCGCCGUGGGGUGUGCUGGAUGGUGUCAUCGAGACCGACUUUCCAGACCUGUGGAGUAAGGUAGUCAUUCACUCAGAAGAGAAGGGAACGAUUCUCUGUAUCCCUCGAGAAAGGAACAUGACCCGUCUGUAUAUCGAGCUUAAUCCACGAAUGGAGGAAUCAAUGCCAUCAGAUGCCGCCACACAAGACUUCGUCAUCAAGCGAGCGCAAGAGAUCAUCGCACCUUACAAGCUUACCUGGAAGUCUGUCGAAUGGUUCAGCGUCUAUAAGGUUGGUCAGAGGGUAGCGUCUCGAUUCACUGACGACACCAACCGCGUGUUCAUCACUGGCGACGCGUCACAUACACAUUCUCCUAAGGCCGCGCAGGGCAUGAACACGAGCAUGCACGAUACUUUCAACCUUUCGUGGAAGCUCAACCUUGCAAUUCGAGGUCUUGCUAAGCCUUCACUGCUGGCGACCUUCGAGGCUGAGCGCCGGAAAAUUGCGGUUGACCUCAUCACGUUCGACUUCGAGCAUGCCGCAUCGUUCGCUGGCGGUGAUGAAAAGGCACUUGCCGAGAACUUCUCGAAGAACGUAGGCUUUAUUAGCGGCGCCGGCGUUAAGUACGAUCCGAACGUGCUCAAUAAGCCCGAGGCAGCUCCCUUGGGCAAGCUUCGAGCGGGGAAUUUGCUACUGCCUGCCACAGCGACUCGAUACAUCGACGCCAAUCCUGUCGAUCUCGAGCUAGAUAUCCCCAUGCUUGGACAAUUCCGCUUAUGGGCUUUCACGCCUGAUGUGCAUGUCGCGAAAGCCUUCCUCGGCAAACUGUACACGCAUCUCACGUCCUCGUCAUCGGUGCUCGGCCGGGCUUCCAUUGCUGCGGACCAAUCGUAUGAGGAGCUCAACGUCCAGCGGCCAGAAAGCGAGGAGUUUGUGCAACCUCAGCGCUAUUACACGGUCUCCCGACUAGCAACCUAUGCUUUAGUGACGACCAUGCCGAAGAAGGACAUCGAAAUCGCAGAUCUGCCAGACCCGUUGCAGAAAUCUAGGUGGACGUUCUACAUUGAUGAUAUACGCAGCGAGUCAACGAAGCAGCCCGAGGGCGUCACGGAGAAAUGGAUUGGGAAGCUAAAAGACGGAGAAGUCGGCUUUGUCAACGUGAGACCAGACGGCUAUGUUGGUACCGUUAGCAGGUGGAAUGUCAAUACGGAAGGCAGUGCGGAGUCGGCGAUGGCUUGGUUUGAUGACUACUACGGCGGAUUUUUGGAAGCAUGA
This is a messenger RNA of Cyphellophora attinorum, 1890 nucleotides long. Its product is annotated as Phenol 2-monooxygenase. NCBI's taxonomy places the organism in Eukaryota, Fungi, Ascomycota, Eurotiomycetes, Chaetothyriales, Cyphellophoraceae. Gene Ontology annotation, molecular function: FAD binding. Bases 1 to 1890 code for a protein of 629 amino acids. The transcript has 2 exons. The record is from RefSeq and is a predicted model, not a curated record.